Exophiala mesophila is the source of this 1033-nucleotide messenger RNA. Its product is annotated as V-type proton ATPase subunit D. The transcript is spliced from 6 exons. The coding region runs from base 110 to 886 and encodes 258 amino acids. Gene Ontology annotation, cellular component: vacuolar proton-transporting V-type ATPase complex; fungal-type vacuole membrane. Gene Ontology annotation, biological process: vacuolar acidification. Lineage: Eukaryota; Fungi; Ascomycota; Eurotiomycetes; Chaetothyriales; Herpotrichiellaceae. Gene Ontology annotation, molecular function: proton-transporting ATPase activity, rotational mechanism. The record is from RefSeq and is a predicted model, not a curated record.
GGCAACCGUGACAAGCUUGCUUUUGUUGAUACAGCUCGACUUGAACUGACACACUCAAAGAAAUCGCUCUUACCUACCUGCAAAAGCGCCGAGGCGCUCGAAAAUCACCAUGUCUCAAGGCGCAGGGCGAGAGGCAGUCUUUCCGACCCGACAGACGUUGGGUCUGAUGAACAGCAAGCUCAAAGGGGCUCAGACAGGUCACAGUUUGCUGAAGAGAAAGAGCGAGGCAUUGACAAAACGAUUUCGAGAAAUCCUGAAACGAAUCGACGAGGCAAAACGGAAGAUGGGAAGAGUAAUGCAGAUUGCAUCUUUCUCGCUGGCAGAAGUCACAUAUGCUAUUGGUGGAGAUAUCGGCUACCAAAUCCAAGAAUCAGUCAAGAAUGCUCGGUUCAGGCUUCGGACCAAGCAAGAAAACGUCUCUGGUGUCUAUCUUCCUCAGUUUGAAGGGUUCACAAAGGACGAAAUCAACGACUUCGGCUUGACUGGUCUCGGCAAGGGCGGUCAGCAGGUCCAAAGAUGUCGGGAGACGUAUAGUCGAGCUGUGGAAGCGUUGGUCGAACUUGCCAGUCUUCAAACGGCAUUUGUGAUCUUGGAUGAAGUUAUUAAGGUCGUCAACAGGAGAGUCAAUGCCAUCGAGCAUGUCAUCAUUCCUCGAACGGAGAACACUAUCAAAUACAUCAAUUCAGAGUUGGACGAACUCGAUCGUGAAGAGUUCUACAGACUGAAAAAGGUUUCAGGCAAGAAACAACGGGACCAGGCCGCGGCAGAUGCAGAGAUUUUGAAGCAGAGACAAAAAGACAAGGCCGCCGGCAAAGAGGCCCCAGCCCCAGAUGCCGAAACAGUCGACGUACUCGGUGAGCGUGAGGAUGAUGAUGUUAUCUUUUGAGUGGUUCAGCUUAUUAUCGUCUGAACCUAUGGCCCUUAAACCCGCAUCUAUGCCUGGGUAUCAAAGUGUGCCAACCCUAAACGCCAAUAGCAGUAUUCAUGCAGCUUUUACAUAGUCCAUGUCGUGAGACGCGUUCAGGCUCGUUGA